Molecule: messenger RNA, 1467 nt
Organism: Fulvia fulva
Lineage: Eukaryota; Fungi; Ascomycota; Dothideomycetes; Mycosphaerellales; Mycosphaerellaceae
Exons: 3
Coding region: 1-1467 (488 amino acids)
Source: RefSeq, a predicted model, not a curated record
AUGGAGCCAUUACCUCCUUCCACAACAAAUAUGAAUGAAACAAGCAGCAUGGCUCCGCCGACAACCACCACCGCCAAACCACCCACUAUGCGCGCCCGUCAGCGCCCGGUGUCGCAGCACGGCACACCUCCGCCACCACGCACAACUGGCGCAAAGCCGACCAGGAAAGUAUUCAACUGUAUUGUCGACGACUCGGCGCUGGUGGCAGGCGUCAAGAAGAGCACGAAAAACGGGAUCCGACAGUGGGUGAGGAACGGGCAGAUACGUCUUUUCGUGCCCCUGCAUGCAUUGGACGAGCUCAGCCGCCAGAGGGGUGGAAGGCAUAAGCACGCCGAAGAUGUCCGCGAGACACUGCAGUGGCUGGACGACGCUACGAGUAAGUAUCCGAAUGUCGUUACCCUGCAGGGAGCCGACGAGACAUACGAGAAAUGGGCCGAGGUUGAGAAGCAUGCCGUUCCACGUGGACUCUUCUCCGAGUAUGACCAUGAUCUGGAGAAUGAGGUCGAGUCAACCGAGCUGUCGGAGGAUGUGACCAGCAAGCUGGACAUCUCUAAUGCGGAUGUGAAGGCUUCUGUCAGUUCGCAGGGAUCUGCAGCCAGUGGCUCGCUGUCGCCCUCCUCCUUGGAGAGCGUUCGAUCGAGCAUUAGUGCGCUAUCGCCACCCACAAGUCCUGCGAAAGCUAGCAUAUCGCCAAUCCGGAACCUUUCAGCUAUCACCGCCGCGAACAGUCGUGCCCAGUCGUCGAGUGCUAGCGUUCCCCAAACCCUGCAGCCACUCUUCAACUACAUCCUCUGGAGGAUUCACCAAGAGAACGACCCAGUCGCUGCGCUGGAGUCUUUCAUCUUUCUAUGCAACGACGAACGCAAGGUCAGUUUUGCAAAGGGCUUCGACAUUAAGUUCAAGAGACUCGAACAGCUGCGAGAGGCCAUCGGUAGGGAAGAUCGUGACUUUAGGAAUCGACAAGCACUGGUGAAUCGGGAGAACGAGAAGCUGGGUACAUCUAUCGCUGGAGGCGAGACUGAAGCCAAGGACAACGUUGAGUCUGCAACUCCGCAAUCGCCACCGACAGCACCAGCUGCCAUGUUACAAACACAGCAGACCAAAGUCAUCGAUCCGAACGCCUUCGAUCGAGGAGUGGGCGCCAAGUCGGUCGCAACUGUCCAGCAGCCUGUGAUGCCGCCGAAGUCACCACGAAUGACUAAUGCCAACCGUGGAUCACCACGUGGUGCACAUGCGCUACCCUUUGCUCCUCGUGGCAACAUGCGUGGCAAGAUGCGCGGGAAUUUCCGUGGUGGCCCAAGAGGUCGUGGCAACUUCGGACCCGGACGUGGAGGCUUUGCCGGCCACGCUAUCACACCAGAGGCUACGCAAGACGGCCAGAUCGACCCGGACAGCUUUACCAGACCAGAUCCUCGCAGUGGUAUGAACGGAGCCCGAGGCGGUAGGAAGCUAUGGGUACCAACGUGA